AUGGCGGGGCGAAGUGUUGGUCAGAGGAGACGAAGCGUCCCAGGGACUCCGCUCCCAUCACGCGUUUACAAAACGACUACACUUCGACCGGACCUCCUCGCCAAGGAGGAAGAAUAUAAGCGUUUAAAUGCAGAGUUGGAGGCAAAGACAGCUGACCUGGUUCGCCAAGCUGAGGAAAUAAUACGAGAGCAGCAGGAGGUACAGUCUAAGCCUAUUUCACAAAUCAAAUGCCACGAAGAGGAGGAGGAUCAGAAUUUAAGGGAUCUGUUAUCAUCUGAAGAGACAGUUCAUCUAGAUUCAGAAAUUAAGCCAAAGAUGAAAAACAUUGGUCCUGUAAACAAGGUUCAAAACAAACUACAUUCUGCAAAUAAAGGAAAGAAAACAAAUUCAAGUGUGAAAUUAAAAUGUUCUGAUGUACAAAUGGCCAGUGAUGUUGCCAUUCCAGAGGAUUUCUUAGACUUUUCUCUUGCAAAAACAAUUAGCAAAAUUGAAGGGCAAUUGGACGAAAAAGGCUUACCUGAAUAUGUAGAUGAUGAUAUUUUCUCUGGUGUUAGCAAAGACAUUGGGACAGAAGCUCAGAUCAGAUUUCUAAAGGCAAAACUCCGUGUCAUGCAGGAGGAACUGGAUAAUGUUGUAUGCGAAUGCAAUAAAAAGGAGGAUACAAUUCAGGAAUUAAAAUCCCAGGUAAAAAAUUUUGAAGAGGAUUGUGUGAGACAGCAACGCACAAUUAAUAUGCAACAGUCUCAAAUUGAAAAAUAUAAAACUCUUUCAGAAGAAGCAAACAAAAAAUGUGAUGGAUUACAGCAACAGUUGUCUUCAGUAGAAAGGGAGUUAGAAGAUAAAAGAAGACUACAGAAACAAGCUGCCACUAGUCAAAGUGCCAUAGAAGUUCGUCUGAACAGAGCUCUAGAAGAAGCAGAAAAGCAUAAAUUAGAGUUAAGUAAAUUAAGGCAAAAUAACAAGGAUAUAGCAAAUGAAGAACAGAAAAAAAUUGAAGCCUUAAAAUCAGAAAACAAGAAACUAGAAAAACAAAAAGGAGAAUUAAUGAUAGGGUUCAAGAAACAAUUAAAAUUAAUUGAUGUUUUAAAAAGGCAGAAGAUGCACAUUGAAGCUGCCAAGAUGCUGUCUUUCACAGAAGAGGAAUUUAUGAAGGCACUAGAAUGGGGAAAUUCAUAA
Molecule: messenger RNA, 1176 nt
Organism: Chrysochloris asiatica (Cape golden mole)
Lineage: Eukaryota; Metazoa; Chordata; Mammalia; Afrosoricida; Chrysochloridae
Gene: TEX9
Product: testis expressed 9
Exons: 12
Coding region: 1-1176 (391 amino acids)
Source: RefSeq, a predicted model, not a curated record